GCUCCGCGACUCCCCCUGACCUCAGGUGUCUGACCCUGGCCCUUUUCUGGGCAGCUUCCCUGAUCGUCGGGGAGGGGUCGCUCCUGCCCGCAUCUCUUCGUCCGGGGUCAGGGCCGCAGCAGCAGGUGCAGCUGUCGCCCACCCCACCCCCUAACCCUGGAACAUGGGUCAUCCCCUGGCUAAUAGAAGACCGGGGCCCACGAGGCAGGGCACUUGCCCAGGGUCACCCAGCCGUCAAAGGGCAGAGCUAAACCCUUCAAACGGACCCCCGACGCCCCGCUGUGGAAUCCUGGGUCUGAGCCUUCUGUUUCCUCCUUUGUAAACCUGGGGUUGUAAAAAUGGUAAAAAUCGUAAAGGCAAGAGCCAGCUGCACGGGAGUGGGCUGGGACGGGGGCUCCCCUGGGCCUGGUCAGGCCACUUACUGCCAUUUCGCAGAUGAGGUAACAAGAGGUCACAGAGGCUGAGUGACUCAGGGGUCUGGUCACAUGUCCACUAGUGUCCAGCCCGUGUUGGCCUCUGCAGUUCUUUCUGGAACAUGGUUGGGCACAAGUGGGAACAUGACUCAGGGCUGAGUAGGAGGGGCUGCUCUCUGAGGCCCACAGCCCCCUCCAGCCACGUCCUGGCAGGAGGUCCCUCUUCUCCCUGACCCUACACUUAGGACUCCUCAGGACAGGGAGCCCCAGGCCUGUGGCUUUGCUGGGAAAUGAGCUUGGGGAGUGGAGGGCAGUGCCUAGCAGUGUGGUGACCAUGGAGGCGCAGGGUGGUCCCAGGCCUGCAGGGGCGCUGCCUCUGAUUGCCAUUAAGGCUGGGCCCCAGGCCUUUGGACAGCUCCAGGAGCCCAUAAUGGCCUGCCAGCUGUCACCUAGUGAGUUUCCUGCCCUUCAGAUGCCUUCAGUUCUGCUCCCCACCCUUGCUUCCCAAAGCCAACUUUUCUGACUUGGACAUACCCUUAAACCUUGCCUAAGGUCCCUCUAUACAGCAAGAUGGAGGGACCCGUCCCCAAGAGAGUGGCAGCUGUGGGCUCACAGUUGCCUGUGGCCACCCGCAGUGUGCUCAUGUGGGAGGGGCCCUGCCUCCCAUUUCCCACAGGGCUCGCCUGCCAGCUGCUUGGUUCCCCAUCCUCAGUUUUCUAGGAAAAGAAAGAAGAAAAAGAAAUAGGAACAGAGUCAGGAGCAGCCACAGAAGCAGUACUGAGGUGGGGGGCGCUGAGAGGCAGUUACUUUGGGCACAGGAAAGGCGGUGAGUAGGGCAGGGCCACUUUGGCGGGAAGUGGGGUGCAACUGUAGACCUGGAAGCACCUCGGUUCUCCCAGCAGGGCUCCUCUCACCCUGCGUCCCUUGGGCCUUCCAUGGAAUGGACCCACGAAGACAAGCGGGUGGGAGCAGGGGCCAGCCUGCCGCACUGUGUGGACUGUCACCAAACCACACAGGGAUGACAGUUAAGCCUGUGGAGAGCACUGUGUCGGAGUUUUCCUUGUCAGAGGAAUGCUGCUCAUCUUAGAGAAUUAGGAAAAAGCUAGAAACACAAAGAUACGACAGAAGAGUAAAAAGGAAAGAAAAAACCCCCAGUCUCGCUGCUCAGAGCUACCCUUCUUGCACAUUUUGGUGGCUUUUGCAGUUCUCUCUUGGCACAUUUGUUUGAUAUGGCUAUGUGGUCCGAGUGGAGGUUACAGCCUCCCUUGAAGUCUGCCCAGCUGCACUUGUGCCCGUGACAUGCUGGCCUUGCUGUCCUCCACCCAAGGAACUGGGCCAGCCAGCGGCGAGGAAUGGGCAUCUGACUUGGCUUUUGGAGUGGGUGAGGUUUUUCCUGUGCCAAAAUCCAUGGAGUUUCCUUUUCACUAAUUCAUGCCAGGAUGCCUGGUCCAUCUCCACUGUCCCUUCAUGAUGCCAGGCAGUUGUUCCUCACACCGGGCUCCUGGCUCUCUCCACAUCCCUGCCACCCUCGUACUGCCUAGAGCCAGGCUGCUCUUGGGACACCCUUCUGCUUGCUCACCUUCAAGGGCCCCCUGCUAGCUUUCCCCAGGACCUUAGCAGGCAAGAGCAGGGAGGGCAGGGAAAGCCACCUAAGUGACCUGGAGUGGCGUGCAUGGUCAUGCACUGUGCAGAUGCCCCUGUGGGUGCUGUGUAGAGAAAAGGGUGGCUGAGGUGGGGGAAGAGGAGGCAGACUCAGAGCUGAUUGGCUGUGGGUGGGCAGCAGAGGGCAGAGGGUAGAGGAAGCCCUGAUUGGGCAUGAACAGCCCACUCGGUGUGGGCAUGAUACACUUGAAGAGCUGCAGCAAGUCUAAGGGGACGGCCUGGGAGGCAGCUGGAUGUGUGGAGGUUGUAAACGCCACUCAGUCCACUCAUAGCCACAUCAAACAAACAUACCAAGAAAGAACUGCAGAAAGUCACCAGAAGAGGGCUGGGCUGCACAGAGGGUUGGAUGUGGCCUAGAACAUGGUGUGGUUGCUGAGGGAUACACAGGGUAUGCCCUGGCCAGAGAGGGGCUUGGCCCCAGGUUUGUGCUACAGGGAGGAUGUUAAGACCGCCUGCCUAGGAACUCAGCCAUCCCUGCUACUCCUAGAAAUGGAGCCCACAGCAGCGUGAGCUCAGUGGCUUGGUCUGCCAUAGAGUGAAGUCCCACCAUGUGACCGGCAGGCAUUGACGCUGUUGUAUGCUGCCUUUGGUACAGCAUAAAUUGGGCUGCUAGAUCCCAGCCCUCGUAUCUACCAGUCUAGUGAUCCCAGCCCUCAUAUCUACCAGUCUGGUGCUUCUCCUGAGUGAGGGCAUUUAAGCAAAAUGUGAAGUGAUGAAUGAUGAGGCUUAUGAAGGUGUGGCCUAGGUGAACCCUGAGCCCCAAAUACCAGAUGGGCAAGGGAGGAUGCCCUAGGCCUCCUCCUCGUCUUUGCUUCUGCUACUAGAGCUGACUCACUUCCUUAACUGGCGCACAAAGGGGAAUGAAGGGCCCGAUCUAAAGCUGGUGUGCAGUCGGUGGUGUAAAUGAAUACCCCCACCUCGACUUGUUUCAAGGUAGCAACAUGGAAUUCACAGUUUGCAGAAUUUCUGGAAAUUUAACAAUCUGCUGGUGUGAGCCAGCAUGAUAGCCCAGGAAUGCCACUGUGGAGGAGGCCCCUGGGCUUCCUGCUUCUCUCUGCACCGACCUAACUCUGUCUGUGUUGAACCAUCCUUGACCCUUCCAUUCCAGGUGGGGAGGAGCAAAGGGAGGCACAUCUCUGUCCACAUUAUAUGUAGGCAUAGCUUUUAAAUUACUGAAAGUGAAUGUUCAGGUGACUGACUUCAUGGAUGGCUUAGUGACAUACUUCUGACGAACACUGUCAUCUUGCUGAGAUGAGGUGACUGCAGGUGUGUGAGUAAAGCCAGUUGAAAUAUAUCGUUCAUUGGAGGUCUACAAGGGGAUCUCGUGAAGUUGUGCUCAGCCUCCCAAAGAGGAGUCAGAAUCUCCAGUGCAAUUUUGAAAACAAGUGACAAGAUAGACAUCCUUGUUUUGUUCUUGACCUUAGGGCAAUAUGUCCGACGCCUUGGCCAACGCGGUGUGCCAGCGCUGCCAGGCCCGCUUUGGCCCUGCGGAACGCAUCGUCCACAGCAGUGGGGAGCUGUACCACGAGCACUGCUUCGUGUGUGCCCAAUGCUUCCGGCCAUUCCCCGAGGGGCUUUUCUACGAGUUUGAAGGCCGGAAGUACUGCGAACACGACUUCCAAAUGCUGUUUGCUCCGUGCUGCGGAUCCUGUGGUGAGUUCAUUAUCGGCCGUGUCAUCAAGGCCAUGAACAACAACUGGCACCCAGGCUGCUUCCGCUGUGAGCUGUGCGACGUGGAGCUGGCUGACCUGGGCUUUGUGAAGAACGCGGGCAGACACCUGUGCCGGCCAUGCCACAACCGUGAGAAGGCCAAGGGCCUGGGCAAGUACAUCUGUCAGCGGUGCCACCUGGUCAUUGAUGAGCAGCCCCUCAUGUUCAGGAACGAUGCCUACCACCCUGACCAUUUCAGCUGUAUGCACUGUGGGAAGGAGCUGACUGCCGAGGCCCGUGAGCUGAAGGGUGAACUCUACUGCCUGCCCUGCCACGACAAAAUGGGCGUCCCCAUCUGUGGGGCCUGCCGCCGGCCCAUUGAGGGCCGUGUGGUCAAUGCUCUGGGCAAGCAGUGGCACGUGGAGCACUUUGUCUGCGCUAAGUGUGAGAAGCCGUUCCUGGGGCACCGACACUAUGAGAAGAAGGGCCUGGCCUAUUGCGAGACCCACUACAACCAGCUCUUUGGGGAUGUCUGCUACAACUGCAGCCACGUGAUCGAGGGUGAUGUGGUGUCAGCCCUCAACAAGGCCUGGUGUGUGAGCUGCUUCUCCUGUUCCACCUGCAAUAGCAAGCUCACCCUAAAGAACAAGUUUGUGGAGUUUGACAUGAAGCCCGUGUGUAAGAGGUGCUACGAGAAGUUCCCGCUGGAGCUAAAGAAGAGGCUGAAAAAGCUGUCGGGGCUGACCUCCCGCAAGGCCCAGCCCAAGUCUGUGGACCUCAACUCAGCCUGAGGGCUGCUGGGCGCUUCACCCAGGGCCCACCCCCUCCACGGCUUUCAUGGGACUGCUCACUCUCUUUUCUCCUCUCUGCCUUCUCUGUGUCCCUUCACUCUUUGGCUGGGACCUUCCUUUUUUUCUGUGCAGAGGCAGGAUUUGGGGGAGGGGGCCUGUGACCCGCCCAGGUCCAUGCCUGGCAGCCACGCCCACCUGUGCCCAUGAGGUCACGGCAGCUUCCAGCCAGCCUGUCCUGCCCUAUCCCUCCCACAGAGGUCCUGGUGGCACACUCCUGUGAGAACCUCUGCUCCAAAAUGUCCCUGCUGCAUGCAUGUUGCCACUGGGGUGCAAUAGCCAGGGAAGUCCGCCUGAGUCACUGGGCCAGGCCAUGCAGAUGGAGUCUCAGGGAACACACUUCAGCCUUUGAACACUACUCAACCAAGUAGUAUUCUUGCACCCAAACUGGGUGAGCAAGUCCUGCCACACCCCCCUACCAGCCACCUAGAGGGCCAGGACCCCACCCCACCACCCAGGAGGCCUUCCCAAAAUCCCACUGUGGCUGCCUGCUUCAGUUUCCCCUUCCCCUCCCAAAGGCCUUCAUUGUACUCUUGGGUGGGGCUGGGGCCAGUGGCCAGGGAGGACACUUUCUUUGUGGUCAGUGCAGACCUGGUGUUGGGGUUCACGCUUGCACAAUGAAGGCUGUUUCACACAA
Molecule: messenger RNA, 5210 nt
Organism: Nycticebus coucang (slow loris)
Lineage: Eukaryota; Metazoa; Chordata; Mammalia; Primates; Lorisidae
Gene: LIMS2
Product: LIM zinc finger domain containing 2
Exons: 12
Coding region: 3506-4516 (336 amino acids)
Biological process (GO): cell-cell junction organization; positive regulation of integrin-mediated signaling pathway; cell-cell adhesion
Cellular component (GO): focal adhesion; cell-cell junction; cytoplasm
Source: RefSeq, a predicted model, not a curated record